Molecule: messenger RNA, 2254 nt
Organism: Mus musculus (house mouse)
Lineage: Eukaryota; Metazoa; Chordata; Mammalia; Rodentia; Muridae
Gene: Rerg
Product: RAS-like, estrogen-regulated, growth-inhibitor
Exons: 5
Coding region: 347-946 (199 amino acids)
Biological process (GO): negative regulation of cell growth; response to hormone; negative regulation of cell population proliferation
Cellular component (GO): cytosol; cytoplasm; nucleus
Molecular function (GO): GTP binding; GTPase activity; G protein activity
Source: RefSeq, marked validated
GGAGCUCGCGUCCUGCCGCAGUCUCUGCGCUGCUAGUCUGAGCGAGCGCGAGGGAAGAGACCCCGUCCGGGCACCGCACUUGCAGCCCCAGCGACUCCCAACCGCAAUCGCGGCCCCCCAACUCUCAAACGCCUCCUGUAGCCCGCGUGGGUCAGGGUGGGAGAGCUUCCUAGUCUCCGCGGGCGGAUUGCGAACUUGGAGAGGACCGCGGCUGUCUCCCCGGCCUGGACAGUGAACAGGAUUGUGAACUCUUCUGACUGGCGAUGACACAGUGAAACUAAAGGCCACCAUCAAAACCAUCUGCUCACAUCUGGAAUCUGAACAUUAAACUCUGUCACUACCAGCCAUGGCUAAGAGCGCAGAGGUCAAGCUGGCCAUAUUUGGAAGAGCGGGCGUGGGCAAGUCAGCGAUUGUAGUGAGAUUUCUGACCAAACGGUUCAUCUGGGAGUACGAUCCAACCCUCGAAUCAACCUACCGACACCAGGCAACCAUAGACGAUGAAGUUGUUUCUAUGGAGAUCCUGGACACCGCUGGCCAGGAAGACACCAUCCAGAGGGAAGGGCACAUGCGCUGGGGAGAAGGCUUCGUGUUGGUUUACGACAUCACCGAUCGAGGGAGCUUCGAAGAAGUGCUGCCGCUGAAGAACAUCUUAGAUGAAGUCAAAAAACCCAAAAACGUGACUCUCAUCUUGGUCGGAAACAAAGCCGACUUGGACCACUCCAGACAAGUGAGCACAGAAGAAGGGGAGAAGCUGGCGACGGAACUGGCGUGUGCGUUUUACGAAUGUUCCGCCUGCACGGGAGAAGGGAACAUCACGGAGGUGUUCUAUGAGCUCUGUCGAGAGGUGCGUCGCAGAAGGAUGGUGCAGGGCAAGACAAGGCGCCGCAGCUCCACCACACACGUCAAGCAAGCGAUUAACAAGAUGCUCACCAAAAUCAGUAGUUAGAGGUCUUGCCGAAAUGUGCUGGAACGUGGGAAGGCCUUCCUGGCUCUCCUGCUGCCCCUCUAGCCACAGCCAAGAUGUCCUUCUCCUUAUUCUGAGUUUGGGGGAUGUCAGGGUUUCUCGUGGGUCCCUCUCCACUAUAUGCUGGGAAAUUCUCUGAGUAUCUUCUGCAGCCCCAUGCUGUGACAGUCUCUCCCUUCCCUGCUUGCCGUAGGAUCCGUGCAAAUGUAGUUUGAAGAUGCAACCACCAAAGAUGCUGAAGUGGCUGGGUUCGUGGAGGCUAAUUGUAGGCAUCUCUGCCUUGAUUUAACAAGUUGAAGUCUUUUCAAAGGCAUUUUAAGAUUCUGAAUCUUGUGGAAGACUACAAAGGUCACCAUAAGGUUUUGUGAUGUCUGGUGUGAACUUGAGGAAGGUAGCUGAGCGAUUAGAGCCGGGGAACAGAAUUCUAGUUCCCAUUUGAAGUGAGGAUUUUUUUAAUUGUUAUUAUUAUUACCUUACUUAAAUUAUGCCAUUUUUCUUUAACAUUUUAUUUUAUUUUUAGAUUGAAAUGUUAUUACUGACUUUGUGAUGGAAUUGCCCAUUUCAAUUAAAAUUGAUUCUCUCAAUAAUCUACAGCGGUCCUUACAUACCCUAUUCUAUUAUUUCCUUAAUAACAAAAGAAACAAGACCCGCAAUUCACACCGUGCUGUGGCUUUGCUUCCCCAAGCCUUGGUGAUAAGAAAAACAAACCCACUAGGAAUCUUUGUGCCCACUCCUGACCUCACUGCAUGUUAGUAGAGGAUUGCAAUUAGAGACACCUGGUUUGUAUAUUACUCUAUUAGCACCGUAGUGGGAAGCUAACCCUCUUGAGAAAAUUAUGGCGCUUAGUUAUUUCUCUUUGGAAGCAAAGGCAGAAUCCUAUGCAUUCAGAAAGAGCCAGCCGCUGAUUCAGUAAGUUGGCCACAUGCCUUGUUAACCUUCUAACCUUUGGGUAAGAUUAAUUCACAUGGGAGAAUUCAGAAAAAUAAUGGGUGAGUAAAAUUCACUCUACGUGAACGAGCGUGCACAAAGUAGAUGCUUGGCUGGCAAAAGGAUUAUGUAACUGCCAAGAGUUUAUGAUCCUUCUCUUCAUUUCCUGCCCCAUAUCCUGAGAUUUGGCCACUUUAUUUUAGAAUAAAAUAUAUAUCUUUUAUGAUGUAUUUAUAUGUAUACAUAUAAGUAUGUAUAAAAUUUGUAAGCAGCGAAGAUUUUAAUUCACCAAUGUAUUUGAACAAUCUGGUGUAACUGACUUCGUUUUAUGUGAUUAUAAUAAAAAAUAUAAUUUUCAAAUUC